GUAUUCUUGCACAUUGCAGUGGCACCGAGAUUAUAUCAUCUUGCGCCAUUUCAAUGGAGGCAACAAUAUCUUAGAUUGAGGAAGGAAGAUUCUGAUCUGCCAAUAUUUGAUUUUUCAAUCAUUGUUAAGGCAACUGAUAGUUUUGCUAGCAGAAAUAAACUCGGGGAUAGUUUUGCUAGCAGAAAUAUUCCAUGGACAUGUUAAUUUUCUAAAAGAUUUUUUAGUAAAUAUAUAUUCCAAACGAUGGUUUCAGGGUACCCUGAUAGAUGGAAAAGAGGUAGCCAUAAAGCGGAACUCAAAGAUGUCUGAUCAAGGGUCGGAGGAAUUUAAAAACGAAGUUUUGUUGAUUGCAAAACUUCAACAUGGUAAUCUUGUGAAGCUUCUUGGUUGUUGUAUUCAUAGAGAGGAAACAUUGUUGAUCUACGAAUACUUGCCCAACAGGAGCUUAGACUACUUCAUCUUUGAUGAAACUAGAAGCAAACUCUUGGCGUGGUCAAAGCGUUCCGAUAUUAUUGCUGGCAUUGCUAGAGGACUUCUUUAUCUCCACCAAGAUUCUAGACUUAGAAUUAUUCACAGAGAUUUGAAGUUAAGCAAUAUCUUGCUAGAUGCCCAUAUGAAUCCAAAAAUCUCAGAUUUUGGUCUGGCUCGGGAAUUUUGCGGCGAUCAAGUUGAAGCCAGAACAAGAAAAUUGGUUGGAACAUAUGGCUACAUGCCUCUAGAGUAUGCUAUGCAUGGCCGUUACUCCAUGAAAUCAGAUGUAUUUAGUUUUGGAGUAAUAGUAUUGGAGAUAAUUAGCGGAAAAAAGUUUAAGGUGUUUUAUUACUCAGAACACUCACUCAACCUUCUUGGACAUGCAUGGAGACUGUGGAUUGAAAACAUGGUACUGGAACUAGUUGAUCCACAUGUAAUUGAGACAAUCCUUUCUUCUGAAAUAUUAAGAUAUAUGCAUGUUGGAUUGUUGUGCGUACAAGAAAAACCAGGAGAUAGACCAGACAUGUCAUCUGUAAUUCUUAUGCUGAAUGGUGAGAAAUUAUUGUCUCAACCGAAAGCUCCGGGAUUUUAUACUGGUACGAGCUUACCUGAACCAAUAUCGCCAUCUUCAAAUCAGAUGUCAAUUACAAUUCUUGAGGCAAGAUAGAAUAUGAAGUUUCAAACCAAUGAAUGUUUAU
Molecule: messenger RNA, 1169 nt
Organism: Trifolium pratense (red clover)
Lineage: Eukaryota; Viridiplantae; Streptophyta; Magnoliopsida; Fabales; Fabaceae
Product: G-type lectin S-receptor-like serine/threonine-protein kinase SD1-1
Exons: 4
Coding region: 302-1138 (278 amino acids)
Biological process (GO): protein phosphorylation
Molecular function (GO): protein kinase activity; ATP binding
Source: RefSeq, a predicted model, not a curated record